Pseudogymnoascus destructans is the source of this 561-nucleotide messenger RNA. RefSeq lists its product as uncharacterized. Lineage: Eukaryota; Fungi; Ascomycota; Leotiomycetes; Thelebolales; Thelebolaceae. The coding region runs from base 1 to 561 and encodes 186 amino acids. The record is from RefSeq and is a predicted model, not a curated record. The transcript has a single exon.
AUGAGGCCUGCGGCAAGUCCUGGCAUUAUGCCCAGGCUCGCCGCAGGUGCCGCAGCGUGUGCGGACCAAGUCCGGCACAGCAGCAACAACUGCCCCAAGUGGCAGAAUUCCUCCGUGAUCCCGGCGAGCCCGGCGUCCUCCCUCCGAACCCUCUCUUUUCGCGGUCAGCCGUGGGGGAUUCCAUUGCUCGUCGUCGGGGUUGGCUCGGACACGCCAGGCACAGCCCUCCUCAGGACAAACGGCGGUUGCCCCGUCUUUGUCCCUCCUCUGGAGCCGCCAGGAGAACUUCUCCUUGAUGGCCCAGUCGUUCAGGGCUCGAGGAACUUGCUAUCGUCGACAGGGGCAGCGAGUUCAGCUAGCGAUGUUACGAUUACAGCUCACAGCUUGUCACAGCUUACGGUUGUUACGGUUGUUACGGUUGUUACGGUUAUUACGGUUAUUACGGUUAUUACGGUUAUUACGGUUGUUAUGGGGAUUACGGUUGUUAUGGGGAUUACGGGUGUAGCCUUAGCCACCAAGGUUACAACCGCUAAGCAGACAACUGUAUGUUAUGAGGAAUAG